UCACCACCUGAUCUCUGGCCAAAAGACUAUGGUCCAACUUACAUUGAAAAAGGUUUGGACACUUAUGACUUUGUAGUUAUUGGAGCUGGAACUGCAGGUUCUGUGGUAGCAAGUCGACUAAGUGAGAAUCCAAAAUGGAAAGUCUUAGUUUGGAAGCUGGUGGUGAUCCACCAGUUGAAUCAAUGAUACCUGCUGUAUUUUUUGCGAUUCAACAUUCAAAGUAUACUUGGGAUUAUUACACUGAACCGGAUGGUAAAAGCUGUUUGGGUUAUAAGAAUCAAGUCUGUUACUGGCCAAGAGGGAAAAUGAUUGGUGGCAGUGGAGCUAUUAACGCUAUGUUGUAUGUUCGCGGUUUAAGUGAAGACUACGAUAAUUGGGAACGAAGUGGAAAUCCAAAUUGGGGUUGGAAAGAAGUUUUACAAGCUUUUGAAAAAUCUCUUCAGAGCAAUGGCUCGGAUUCAAAAGGUUCAGCCUGUGUCAAUGAUUUCGAUGUUCAUUAUCCUGAACUUCGAGAAAUGUUGUUUAGAGGAGCUGAAGAACUGGGUCUGCCUAGAAUUGAUGUAAAUAAAGAAAAUAUUGGAUAUACUACGAUAAAGGGAAGCAUUAAUAAAGGCACUCGAGGAAGUACUGGUAAAAGUUUUUUGGCAAAAGCCAAAGAUAGACCAAAUCUUCAUGUAAUUAAGCAUGCCAAAGUUACGAAGAUUAAUUUUGAUAAGAAGGGGGAACAAGUAACUGGAGUGACUUUUGUGUACAACGAUCAGCAAGAACUAUCAGUUAACAUCGGAAAUGAGGUCAUUCUCUCUGCUGGUGCUAUAGACUCUCCGAAAAUUCUAAUGCUCUCUGGAAUAGGUCCGGAAAAGCAUCUGAAUAGCAUUGGUAUUCCUGUUGUAAAAAAUUUAAGAGUCGGUGAUAAUCUUCAAGAUCACUUGAUGACUCCAUUGUUCUUCAAAGUAGAUGAAAGUAAAAUCAAAGCCGAGACAUUGAGAGAUCAACUCGAUGCAACUUACACGUACCUUCUUAAUCAAACAGGACCGUUAGCUGGUGUUGGAACUGUUCCCGUUACUGGUUUUUUGAAUUCUAACGAAAAUUCUUCCAGUUUAUAUCCUGAUAUUUUAUUUCACAACUUGUUUAAUCAACGUGGGACUUCAGCAUUAGAAAUUUACCUUCGAGUUCUAGAGGUAGAAGAUGAAAUAGCUGAGAGUAUUCUAAAAGAACAUCAAGACGGUCACAUACUAUUGGUGUUUGUUAAGCUUUUGAGACCCAAAUCGAUUGGAAAUAUUCGUUUACAAAGUUCGGAUCCAAAAGAUCCUCCGAAAAUGUUUGCAAAUUACUUGGAUCAUCCUGAUGAUGUGGAUACACUUCUGAGAGGUAUAAAAUUCCAAAUGAAUAUGGAAGAAACAGUUGCGUUUAAGGAACAAAAUGCAAAACUUAUACAGAUUAAUUUACCUGAAUGCGAUAAAUUUUUGUUUAAAAGUGACAACUAUUGGAAGUGUUAUAUGAAAUAUAUGUCAAAUACAGUUUAUCAUAUGGCAGGAACUGUUAAAAUGGGUCCUGAUACAGAUUCUACUGCUGUUUUAGACUGGAGAUUGAGAGUCAAAGGUGUUAAGGGAUUAAGAGUUGCUGAUGCCAGUAUUAUGCCAAAUAUUGUUAGUGGAAAUACAAAUGCUCCAACUAUGAUGAUUGCCGAAAGAGCUGCUGAGUUCGUUGCUGAAGAUUGGAAGAUAUUGAGUGAACAUACUGAAUUGUAGAUAAUGUUAGAAAUAUUGACUGAUCAUGAGUUUUUAUGUUUUUUAAUAUGUAAAUAAUUUUGAUGGAAGAUAAAAUAAAAAAAAUAUUGUUGUUUUAAAGUUAAAGACAAUGAUAAACUA
Episyrphus balteatus (marmalade hoverfly) is the source of this 1868-nucleotide messenger RNA. Its product is annotated as glucose dehydrogenase [FAD, quinone]-like. Bases 135 to 1748 code for a protein of 537 amino acids. The record is from RefSeq and is a predicted model, not a curated record. NCBI's taxonomy places the organism in Eukaryota, Metazoa, Arthropoda, Insecta, Diptera, Syrphidae. Gene Ontology annotation, molecular function: flavin adenine dinucleotide binding; ecdysone oxidase activity. The transcript is spliced from 2 exons.